Penicillium salamii is the source of this 951-nucleotide messenger RNA. NCBI's taxonomy places the organism in Eukaryota, Fungi, Ascomycota, Eurotiomycetes, Eurotiales, Aspergillaceae. The record is from the annotation of a GenBank genome assembly.
AUGACAGACACGCGGGACAAGAUUGUGAAUAUCGAUGCAGCUGGUGAUAUCAUUCUAGUUGUUGGACCUGAAAAGCUGAGGCUCCGCGUGCGGUCACUUUUCCUCAAGGCAGCUUCGAAACUGUCAGGUACCAUCUUGGGACCAGACUGGAAGGAAGGCCAUGAUAUACUAGGUACGGGUCUUCCCGUAGAAAUAGUACUGCCCGAAGAGAAUGCGACGGCGCUGAGAUGUAUUUGUGCAAUUUUGCACCAUCAGAUCAAAUUGCUACCUCAGAUCAUGGCUGUAAAUGAUGUUCUCAGAGUCGCUGUCACGGCGAACAAGUUCGGCGUUGUUGACGCUUUAACUUUUGCCAGUCAAUUCUGGCUAUAUCCCCUCAAUAGGGGAGCCAAUGAUCUUAUUGCUCUUGCGGCCGCGGCGAGCUUGUUUAAGAACGCACAAGCAUUCAGAGACAUUACAAAGGCCCUGGUUCUCAACUACGGUGACUCUUACCUUGCCCUUUUGAGCGAAGACAUUAUGCCAAUCUUGGGUGAGAGAGUUUUCUGUCUGCUAGAAGAGCAAAGGGGCUUUGCGAGGCUGAAGUUGGGAGAGAUUCUGAUUAAAGGGAUCAAUGCUCUGGCGUGUGUCCACAGAUGCGGAUGGACAAGCAAAUACGCAUUUGCCUACAUGAAACUACUCGAGGCACAGGAUCUUUGGCCGACUUCCUUGUUUGUCGUCGCCGAGGCUAUAGAGCGAGCAAAUAUGAUGCCGGAUCCAAUUCCAGAGGAAUCCAGUGCCCAAUGCAGAUAUGGAUACAAGCAUUUUGUGCCAGAAUAUCGGAAGUCCUUUCGCUAUGGUUUGGAUGAUUUGACAAGUCGAAUUGGGAUCUGUCUACACUGUUUUCAUUCUAACCAAGCGGGUCCGGCCUUUUGCCAGACGGCACAUGAGCAUCAGAACUUACCGGACCAAUAUUAG